This is a messenger RNA of Balaenoptera ricei (Rice's whale), 966 nucleotides long. RefSeq names its product SYF2 pre-mRNA splicing factor (gene SYF2). The record is from RefSeq and is a predicted model, not a curated record. The transcript is spliced from 7 exons. The coding region runs from base 78 to 815 and encodes 245 amino acids. NCBI's taxonomy places the organism in Eukaryota, Metazoa, Chordata, Mammalia, Artiodactyla, Balaenopteridae. Gene Ontology annotation, cellular component: post-mRNA release spliceosomal complex; catalytic step 2 spliceosome; Prp19 complex.
UCUGUAUUGACGCUGCAGUCCAAAGGCCGGCGGAAGUGCUCUGGGUUGUUGCCGGAAGUGGGCGAGGAAAGGUUGAGAUGGCGGCUGCGACUAUAGCAGAGAAGGUGCCGGUAGACGGCGGGGAGGAACAGCAGCCCCCUGCGGCGGCCGAGGAGCUGGCCGCCCAGAAGCGCGAACAGAGACUGCGCAAAUUCCGGGAGCUGCACCUGAAGCGGAAUGAAGCUCGUAAAUUAAAUCACCAGGAAGUUGUUGAAGAAGAUAAAAGACUUAAGUUACCUGCAAAUUGGGAAGCCAAAAAAGCUCGUUUGGAAUGGGAACUACAAGAAGAAGAAAAGAAAAAGGAAUGUGCAGCAAGAGGGGAAGACUACGAGAAAGUGAAGUUGCUAGAGAUCAGUGCAGAAGAUGCAGAAAGAUGGGAGAGGAAAAAGAGGAGGAAAAAUCCCGACCUGGGAUUUUCAGAUUAUGCUGCUGCCCAGCUUCGCCAGUACCAUCGGCUGACCAAACAGAUCAAACCGGACAUGGAAACAUAUGAGAGACUGAGAGAAAAGCAUGAAGAAGAGUUUUACCCAACAUCCAACAGUCUUCUUCAUGGGACACAUGUGCCUUCCACAGAGGAAAUUGAUAGGAUGGUCGUAGACCUGGAAAAACAAAUUGAAAAACGAGACAAAUAUAGUCGGAGACGUCCCUAUAAUGAUGAUGCAGAUAUUGACUACAUUAACGAAAGGAAUGCCAAAUUCAACAAGAAGGCAGAAAGAUUCUAUGGGAAAUAUACAGCUGAAAUUAAACAGAAUUUGGAAAGAGGAACAGCUGUCUAAUUCCUUCAGGAACUGUUUAGAAGCUUGAUAAUGGAGUGAAAAUUUCUACUAGCAAAUUGAUGUUCUCUUCAGAGUUACACCAGUAAACCAGAACUCAGUCUAUGCCUUCCCACUCAGCAUUUAAAAAUAAAUGUUUUUUCUUAAACUUCUA